AUGGUCACAGCAGGAAACCCUUGGGGCUGGUUCCUGGGGUACCUCCUCCUUGGGGUCACAGGGUCCCUCGCCUGGAGUGGCGGCAGCCACAUCAUAAACGGCGAGGACUGCAUCCCUCACUCGCAGCCCUGGCAGGCGGCACUGUUCAAGGAAGAUGAGUUUUUCUGCUCGGGAGUCCUCGUGCAUCCCCAGUGGGUGCUGUCAGCCGCGCACUGUUUACAGAACUCCUACACCGUGGGUCUGGGUCUGCACAGUCUUGAGGCCAACCAAGAACCAGGCAGCCGAAUGAUGGAGGUCCUCCUCUCCAUCCAGCACCCCCAGUACAACAAUCCCUUCUUCGCCAACGACCUCAUGCUCAUAAAGUUGAAGGAAUCCGUGCCUGAGUCGGACACCAUUCGGAAGAUCAGCAUCACCUCCCAAUGCCCAACACCUGGGGAUUCCUGCCUUGUCUCUGGCUGGGGUCUGCUGGAGAAUGGCAGGCUGCCCACGCUGCUCCAGUGCACGAACGUCUCGGUGGUGUCCGAGAAGGUCUGCAGUGAGAUCUACACCUCCCUGUACCACCACAGCAUGUUCUGCGCUGGCGGGGGACAGGACCGGAGGGACUCCUGCAACGGUGACUCUGGGGGCCCCCUGGUCUGCAACAGGUCCCUGCAGGGCCUCGUGUCUUUGGGACAAGCCAAGUGUGGCCAGCCUGGCAUGCCAAGUGUCUACACCAACCUCUGCAAGUUCACUGACUGGAUACAGAAAACCAUCCAGGCAAUUUAG
Urocitellus parryii (Arctic ground squirrel) is the source of this 765-nucleotide messenger RNA. Its product is annotated as kallikrein-4. Gene Ontology annotation, molecular function: serine-type endopeptidase activity. The record is from RefSeq and is a predicted model, not a curated record. Lineage: Eukaryota; Metazoa; Chordata; Mammalia; Rodentia; Sciuridae. Gene Ontology annotation, biological process: amelogenesis; proteolysis; extracellular matrix disassembly. Gene Ontology annotation, cellular component: secretory granule.